AUGUAUUCCGUGGUCAUAGAUGUGGUGUCCAGUGGAGAGAGAGUCGAUGUCGUACUCAAAGUGGAAAUUGUGGAGGAGCUGGUCUCUUUGUCCGUGGUGGUAUCAAGACUUAGGCUAGAUGGGCUGGUUGUUGUGUCAGAAUCUACACUUUCCGAAGAGCUUGACGAGACACUGCUAUCUGAAGAUGUAGAAAAUACGGUGCUAAAAGUGGUGCUUAGGCCGCUCAAACUAGUUGAAAUUACUAGAUUGGAUGUUGUCAAUGUACUUAGUGCGGUGGUGCUUGAAAAUUCAGUAGAACGAGAGGAUUCAAGAGAGCUUGAACUUUCAGUAGAGAUCGGAGCUCUAGAAGAGGUUGAAGAUUCGCUUGUACUUGAAGGCCCGUUGACAGUCGUGGAGACAGUGGUCGUGGAAGAUUCAGUGGUCGUGGAAGAUUCGGUGGUCGUGGAAGAUUCGGUGGUCGUGGAAGAUUCAGUGGUCGUGGAAGAUUCAGUGGUCGUGGAAGAUUCGGUGGUCGUGGAAGAUUCAGUGGUCGUGGAAGAUUCAGUGGUCGUGGAAGAUUCGGUGGUCGUGGAAGAUUCAGUGGUCGUGGAAGAUUCAGUGGUAGAGGAAGAUUCAGAAUUAGUGGUGGGAAGAAAAUCAGUAGUAGUUGAGGAUUCAGUUGUGGUGGAAGAUUGA
Messenger RNA from Exophiala bonariae, 675 nucleotides. RefSeq lists its product as uncharacterized. Gene Ontology annotation, molecular function: transferase activity. The transcript is spliced from 2 exons. Bases 1 to 675 code for a protein of 224 amino acids. The record is from RefSeq and is a predicted model, not a curated record. NCBI's taxonomy places the organism in Eukaryota, Fungi, Ascomycota, Eurotiomycetes, Chaetothyriales, Herpotrichiellaceae.